Molecule: messenger RNA, 186 nt
Organism: Cinara cedri
Lineage: Eukaryota; Metazoa; Arthropoda; Insecta; Hemiptera; Aphididae
Source: the annotation of a GenBank genome assembly
AUGCCGGGCAUACCUUUACCACCCGAACCUAUUAUUACAAGAUGGGGAACGUGGUUAAAUGCUCCAUUAUUUUAUGCAAAUGAUUUUGAAGUGUUUAAAAACGCGAUUGAAAGUUUAACAGAUGAUGCUACAAGUGUCGAAAAGCUGAAACAGCUUGUACAAAAUAAUGCAUGUGGUUUAGCAUAA